UGGCAGGCGCGCGGAGGAGCAGGGGUGGCGGCGGCGGCGGCCAAGAUGGCGUCGGAGAGCGAGCUGGGUCGGAAGUGGGACCGGUGUUUGGCCGACUCCGCCGUCAAGCUGGGUGCUGGUUUUGGGCUGGGCAUCGUCUUCUCGGUCAUCUUCUUCAAAAGGAAGACGUGGCCCAUCGCCUUCGGGUCAGGGAUAGGCUUAGGAAUGGCAUACUCCAAUUGCCAGCAUGACUUCCGAGCCCCUUACCUCCUCCAUGGACAAUUUGUCAAGCAGGAGCAGUGAUGUGGGCCCGAAGGACACCCCUGGGCCAGAGGAACGGAGGCGCCUCGGCGAGCACCCCUCAGGAAAACGGACGUGUCGCCCCGGCCCUGCGUCAGCCGUCUCUGGAAAGCUCGCCCCCGUUGCUCUUCAGUGGAGCGCCGUCACCGAUGCCCGAAGCCAAAUCUUUGUUUUGUAUCCUCUGGCAACGGCAAAGAAGGUGCCGUACAGCAGAAAGGAAAUAAAAAUGACGAGAGAGACACGUGCACACAGAAGCGCCCCUCCA
Varanus komodoensis (Komodo dragon) is the source of this 544-nucleotide messenger RNA. It is a transcript of the gene MICOS10, whose product is annotated as mitochondrial contact site and cristae organizing system subunit 10. The transcript is spliced from 4 exons. Gene Ontology annotation, cellular component: mitochondrion; MICOS complex; mitochondrial inner membrane. NCBI's taxonomy places the organism in Eukaryota, Metazoa, Chordata, Lepidosauria, Squamata, Varanidae. Bases 46 to 282 code for a protein of 78 amino acids. The record is from RefSeq and is a predicted model, not a curated record.